AUGCUUUUUCCAGAAAAAAAUGCUAAAGAAUUGUCAGAAAAACGUGAUAAUGAUUCAAAAUCUCAGCUAUCAGCAUGCUCUUCUCAUAGGAGAUUUCUCAAUAUGAUAAAAUCCUCAUCUAAGGCCAUCAAUAUUUUACAUUUAGCAUUUGCCUUUUCAGUAAUUUUUACACAGAUGCUUGUAGUUUUGGCUGUCAACAUUACAGUCUUAAUUUAUGCUUUUUACGACAUAAAUUUAAUCAGUGACAUGAGUCUUCCUAUAAGCAUAGGAAAAUCUGGAAAAGAUUUUCAGAGAAUCGGCUAUCUAUCAAGAAUGAUAUAUGUAGCCACUGUCAUUAAGUCUAAUGAUCCAGCAACUGCAUUAACGUUUCAGGAAUAUAAAGAAAAAUUAGCGGAUUUAGAAAAUAUUUAUUGAAAUGUUACUAUGAAUCUUAAAAUCAGAAAUUCUUGCUUAGGCCAAAGCAUUUUGACUGAUGAAGCUGUAAAUUUAUGGAGAAUCGAUGAAAAUGGAGUUUAUAAGAAAAAAUCAACCUUGAUAGAUACAAUUGCAGCAUUUAUCAAAAUUGUAAAAUUUAUUUAGGGAAAGAGUUUCUUAAGCGAAUUAAAUAAUACUGGCAAUGGACUGAAUGAUAUGUCGUUUUUAUUAUUAAAUGGGUAUGGAGAAUCGAUUCGAUAUUGCAAUAAUUCACUUUAUGAUAUUAUAGACUACCAAAAAUCUAUGAUGAGCAGCUUUAAAACUGACAUGAUAAUUCUUUUAUUAUUAGGAAUUGCGCUCCUGAUUAUAUGCAUUUUAAUAAUGAUUCCAUUUUAUUACACAAUCAUUAAGAUAGAAAACAAUCUUUGGAAUACAAUAAGAAAAAAUGCCUAUAGUCACUAUUUUGAGCUAAAGCAAAUAAUUAUGGAAAGACUUAAAUAUGCUCAUUUUCAGGCAGACGUAACACUAAAUGAGCCUCAUCUUUCUAUGAAGCCAUAUACUUUUAAAAGCUAUUGAAAGUAUGCAUGAAGAACUCUUAUAUUUUUGGCCUUUUCUUUAUUAUUUUCAAUAAUAAACAUCACCUAUCUUUACGAAAAAUGUGCUGACUAUUUAUUGGCUAGACCAGAAGUUUUAAAGACUUUAAUAAAUAUACAAGUUUUAUAUACAAGCUUGAAUAUAUGAACAACUGAGAUUAGCAUGACAAAAUUUGGAUUACCGAUUCUAGAUCAAUUAUCGUCUAUGUUUCCUUUCAGUGAUAACGAAAAUGAAUUUUUAGAAAUCGUAUCAAAAUUAGAUUACUCAAAUUCGGCAAUAAGGAAAAACGAGUGUGCAGACGUUUUAUCAGAAAAUAUUAAAGCUGCUCUUUAUGAAUAUGAUAAACAGUAUAGUGCAGAUUAUUUAGCAUAUGGAAUAUACUCUUCAAAGUUAAGUAUAAUGGCCGAUGCAUAUUCUCUUUCUUUUUAUUAUCCAGAUUAUUUUAUGUGAAGAAAGUGAAUUGCGGCUCUCCAAGAAUUAGAUUACAAUUUUGAUAGUUUUAUUGAUGAGACUGAUAAGUAUUCACAAAGCGUUAUAGAUAACCAAAUGAAAAUUAUCGUAGCAGUGCUCAUCGCUUUUAUUCUUUUUUCUUUUGCUUUAUAUUUAGGGCUUUAUUUGGUGUUUUUCAGAAGAGAAAAGAAAUAUUUUCAGAAAAUAAAUGCUGUGAUGAAAAUUAUGCCGUAA
Messenger RNA from Blepharisma stoltei, 1692 nucleotides. The record is from the annotation of a GenBank genome assembly. Lineage: Eukaryota; Ciliophora; Heterotrichea; Heterotrichida; Blepharismidae.